GUCCAAGUGGAGUUUCCGUAGUUAAUCUCUGCAAGACGUCGCAUUCCAACGAGUAAAAUGUUGAGGUUGCCGGAUCAGUUUCAGAACCGCGUUUACGGGGUCCUUUUCGCUAUUACUUAGUCUUCUUUACAUUUUCUUAUCAUCUGGCAUAAAAUUGUAUUAACAUCAUCACUUUUCGCGUCAUCUCGGUGCGCUUGGAACUCCUCAAGCUAAUUUAGCUCGCUAGCUGCGAACAAAGACGCGUUUGUGAGCAGCACAUGCUAGCAAGCCUAAAAUGUUGACUGUGGAAAGCUGAGCGCGUUUCACUAAAUUCUAAUUGGUAAGAAAGUACGUGAAGAAUGAUAGCUGAUUACGAGGAGGUUUUCUUUACAGCCAAAAAGGAGGACGAACGGCAGCAUUGUUGCGCGUUCCAUACAGCAGAUGUCAGUGAAGAUGAGAUUUCUUCUGAGGAACAAGAGCGGCGCUCCAAGGUGGAGCAGCAGGUGCCAGAUCCCCCUUGCAUUAAAGAGGAAGAGGAUGACCACAGCAUCAAUGAGGAGGGUGACCAGCUUGAGGGGCUGGACUUCCCGGUGAUUCGCGUCGUCGUGAAGAGCGAAGACGACGAAGACGAGCCUCACUCCUCACAGCGUAAUGUCGGUGAUAGCGAGAAGCGAUCCCAAACAGAAAGCCUCUUAGUUCCACUCUCGGAGAGUGAAGACACACACUCACACUCUCCCGACACUGAUGAUGACGAACGCUCAAAAGGUGACAGGACAUGUCGUAGUGACAACAAACACUUGACCUGUUCCGUUUGUGGGAGAAGCCUUUAUAACAAGAAAACAUUGAAAGUCCACAUGAGGACGCACACUGGAGAGAAACCUUUCAUCUGCUCGGUUUGCGGGAAAACAUUCGCUCAGAGGGGGAAUUUGAUCAAACACACGAGAACGCACACUGGAGAGAAACCCUUCACUUGUCCAUACUGCAGCACAAGUUUCAGUGACAGUUCGACGCUUGUGAAGCACAUGAGGAGACACACGGGUGAAAAACCCUUCAGCUGCUUGUUGUGUGGCGAAAGAUUCUCUCGGAAGUCCAAUUUGACGACACACACAAGAACGCACACCGGAGAGAAACCUUUUGCAUGCUCGGUGUGCAGUGCGAUGUUCAGCGACCGUUCAACGCUGAAUAAACACAUGAGAACGCAUACCGGAGAGAAACCUUUCAGCUGCUCAGUGUGCGGCCAGAGGUUCUCUCAGAAGGGACACAUGACGACGCACACGAGACGACAUACCGGAGAAAAACCUUUUGCAUGCUCAGUCUGCCACAGCAGUUUCAGCGACCGCUCAACUUUUGUCCGGCACAUGAGGAGACACACCGGACAGACGCGUUUGCCUGCCAGUAUAGAAAAGCUGCACUGAAAUGGCAUGUUGGUGAGACAAUGUUGAGUUACAGUGUGUGUAAUCAAAUAUUCUCUUGUAGACUUCUCAUAAGUGAGGCAUAUGGUGCGUCCAGGUGAAAUUUUCAAGAUGACCUGAAAAUACACUCUACACUGGUACCUUGAUUUAGGAUUGCUGCACAUAGGAACCGUCUUUGUUUGGGUUUUUUUUGCUUACUUUGGUAUGUACAGUAAGUAAACUUCUUAAAACCAUUUUAUUUAUUUACAUUCUUUAUUGUUUAAUACAGUACUGUGCUAUUUUUAUUUUUUUUUUUAAGAUGUCGCAGUUUUACUUAGUUGCAUGUUUAGGGGGCUUGCAAGUCAAGGCACCACUGAAAUUGCUAAAUGUGGAAAGUUGUUAUUAAAAAAGUGAGAGAAAGGAUUGAACAACCAACUCAAAGUUGCUUGAAAACUGCAUCCGGCAGAUGACGUCGCUUGUUCUCUUUUGUUUCAGAACGGUUCUGUUGUCAUUCUUGCACACAUUUUCAGACUUACUCACACUUAAACUCUGCUUCACAAUGAGUUGAAAAACUCAUUGCGAA
Molecule: messenger RNA, 1953 nt
Organism: Hippocampus zosterae (dwarf seahorse)
Lineage: Eukaryota; Metazoa; Chordata; Actinopteri; Syngnathiformes; Syngnathidae
Product: gastrula zinc finger protein XlCGF17.1-like
Exons: 2
Coding region: 339-1394 (351 amino acids)
Biological process (GO): regulation of transcription by RNA polymerase II
Molecular function (GO): RNA polymerase II cis-regulatory region sequence-specific DNA binding; DNA-binding transcription factor activity
Source: RefSeq, a predicted model, not a curated record